Rotaria sp. Silwood2 is the source of this 444-nucleotide messenger RNA. The record is from the annotation of a GenBank genome assembly. NCBI's taxonomy places the organism in Eukaryota, Metazoa, Rotifera, Eurotatoria, Philodinida, Philodinidae.
AUGAAAACGAAUAACAAUUUGACAACAAUUACAUGUUUCGAACUUCCUAUGAGUUCUAUUGGAGUGGACUAUUGGUGGUGUCCGAAUGAUUAUGAGUACGGUGUUCUAAAAGAAUAUAUUGAUUCGAUAUAUCAUGGUGAUCCUAGUGGCAAGUCAACAACACCCUUACCGAUGAUAACUGACAAGAAAUGUUCUAACAUGACUGAUCCUAUUUUAAUGAUUGUUCUUGUUGGAAUAUUAUUAUUAAUGGUAAUCAACCUUCAGAUUAUCUAUUUAAUAAACUAUUUCGCGUCUCGUAUCGCAACUGAACAACGACAAAAUCCGUCUUUACAAUAUGAAGAAAUUAUUUAUAACGAAAAUGAUACUCAACCGGAAAAGGAAGAACGAUUUAUGGUUGUAAUGAAUUUAACCGAGGAAAAUCAAACCCGAACUACCCAUGUCUAG